This is a messenger RNA of Moesziomyces antarcticus, 1455 nucleotides long. RefSeq lists its product as uncharacterized. The record is from RefSeq and is a predicted model, not a curated record. Gene Ontology annotation, biological process: P-body assembly; deadenylation-dependent decapping of nuclear-transcribed mRNA. The transcript has a single exon. The annotation marks the transcript as partial. Gene Ontology annotation, cellular component: P-body. Lineage: Eukaryota; Fungi; Basidiomycota; Ustilaginomycetes; Ustilaginales; Ustilaginaceae. Gene Ontology annotation, molecular function: RNA binding.
GCCGAUGCGAACGGUCAUGUGAAUGCCAACCAGAAGGGCGGCAAGGCCAAGCAGAAGCUCAACAAGCAGCAGAACGCCAUGAUCCGCAUGCAGCAGCAGGUGGAGCGCAUCGUGCAGAGCCGCAAGGAGCGCAUGGAAAAGUCGGCGUCCGGCGCGGCGCUCGAGGGUGCGCUGGGCAGGGUGAGCCUGAGCUCCACCAAGAAUCCGCGCCAGAUGCUCCAGCUCUCGGCGGAUGCGGCCAAGGCGAACAAGGAGCGCGGGUCGGAUGCGGCGGCGGCUCCGGAUGCGGGGCAUGCGAGGGAUGCGGUGCGGCAGGCGCUCGAGGGUGCGUCGCUGGGUGGCGGAGGCAAUGCGGACGUGCGUCGGGAUCCGUUGACCAAGCACGAGGUGCUGCGCAUCCUGGAGAGGCUGUACGAUCUGGUGCUGCAGUUGGAGCAGCUGCGACGCAAUGCGCCCGCAGCGCCUGGCGAGGUGGGUGUGGAGGAUGAUGCGGGUGCCGAGGCCAAGGCGGCGUGGAAUGCGCAUCAGGCGGAGCAGGCGGCGGUGACGGGAGCGCUGUGGACGGAGCUGCGCGUGCUCGAGCCGCUCGAGAUUUCGGACCCGCAUCCGUUUGUGAGCCUGCUGUCGUCGGCCAAGGGUAAGCGGCUGUUGCCGCGUGCGCUGCGCCAUCUCAGCUCGGAGCAGACUCUGACGGCGCUGACGAUGGUGGUGGCGUCGUUCGAGUCGCUCGAUGUCGUGCGCAACGGACGGUUGCUGGAUGAUCUUUCGGACGAUCCGACGCGGGUGGAGGCGAGGAGGGAUGCAGAGAGGCAGAGCGAGACGUUUGCUACCACCAUUGUGCCGAGCAUGAUGCAGAUGGCCAGCACAGCGCCGAUGCGCAUUGUGUCCGGCAUGUUGGCGCUGUUUGUCGAGCGCAACGAUCCUGUAAGGGUCACGCAGACUCGACCGGGCGUGGCGUUUUUGACCAUCUUUUUGUCGCGCGCCGAGACGCUCAAGCAGCAGGGCGAUGUGCCCGCCGAGGAGCUGGAGCAGUUUAAGCAGAUCUUUGCACUGCUCUUCUCGCGACUCACUGCGCACGGUCAGCUGGUGACGCUGUUCCCCUCGACGCGCACCAAGAUGUCGCUGCCGUUCGGAGUUAGCUACUACAUGGGCUCUGGGUUGGGCCAGCAGUUGAGCGCACAGACCGUGGGUGGCAAGUAUAGGAAUGUGGAUCUGGAGGACGAGCCGAGCUGGAACCUCAUGGCUGCGCUCGCGAUCGGUGCGUCCAUGGAUCAACAGCAGGUGCUCGUGCAGGAGCUGCGCGAGAAGAUCCUCGAGAAUGUCAUCAGCGCCAAGGAGUGGCAGAAGCGCAACCCGGGUGCGGUCCAGGACGAUAUCAACCCGGACAUCCGCAUUCGCAACGUCAAUCUGCUGCUGCAUGCGCUCAACCUCGACGCUGCCCAGAUCAGCGUGUAA